Messenger RNA from Protopolystoma xenopodis, 843 nucleotides. Lineage: Eukaryota; Metazoa; Platyhelminthes; Monogenea; Polystomatidea; Polystomatidae. The record is from the annotation of a GenBank genome assembly.
AUGCAUUGCAUCAAGAUUAGAAAAGCCACGAAUUACGAUGAUUUAAGUAACGAAUGUGACCAGACGAACAAUGAACCGGCUGCUUUAAUUAAGUCUUUCAAGGGGAAUGAUACCACUUUGGGCACUAAUAUUGCAUCGCAAUCUACCUCCCGUACUACAAAGAGACCUGCCGAAAAAAUAACGAAUUCGCAAUUAAAUUUCCAAGUAUCUGAAGGUCGCCACAAUCCGCCUCUAUUGUCUUCUAUUAAGCGCCGCCGUCUCGAUCAUGAGCCCAGUUUGAAUCAAAAAUCCCAUUCUACUAAGCACGUUGAGCCCGCACGAGUUUUGUGCACUAACACUUCCUCGCGAGAAUCUCGCUUUAGUACAUUUAACCCACAACAUCUUCACCAAGAGCCUCUACAUGUUAAACUAUUGCAUCGCUCGUCCUGCUCCCCUCCGCAUCACAUUGAUAAGCAACGGCGACUCCAUAUGCCUCUUCAAGCCAAACAGACGAGCUACGUACCUCACAAGCAUUUGUGCAAAAAGGCCUGUGAAAAGCGGUGCCCCCCAAUUACAUCUCAUCGUGAUAUUGUUACCUCUAAUCCAGAGCUACCUAAAUCUCCUGUUGUUUCUAGUCAGCAUUCAUCGGUACGCGAGCUCGCUACCGGUCCUUUUCGUCACGGAGUUAAUGCCAUUUCAUACUCAGGUCGCGCAAGUGACGCGUUAAGCCGACACACAAAUCUAGGUUAUACUUCCAGAAUUGGUAGUGUCUCGCGGGCCACUGACAACACUCGAAGCAUGCAAAGUACCUAUCAGGGUCCUCCUACUUUCAAGUUCCCUGAAUCUAAUAUGCGGUCAGGUUAG